CGACUGCGACUGCGCCUGCUCCCUGAGGUCUGGCGCUCGCGGGCCGGGUGCGGUGAGCCGGUGGGCUAAGGCGCUGGGCGUGCGAUAAUGGCGGCGGCGGCUGGGGUCCGGGGAGGCUGCUCCGGCUCCGGCUCCGGCUCCGGCUCCAGCUCCGGCUCCGGCUCCGGCUUCAGCGUCUCUCGGGGUUUCUAUUUCAAUACAGUCCUGUCACUGGCCCGCUCGUUGGCCGUGCAAAGGCCGGCAUCCUUGGAGAAGGUCCAGAAGCUGCUUUGCAUGUGUCCUGUAGAUUUCCAUGGGAUCUUCCAACUAGAUGAAAGACGAAGAGAUGCAGUUAUCGCAUUGGGCAUUUUUCUCAUUGAAUCUGAUCUUCAACACAAAGAUUGUGUGGUUCCAUACCUUCUUCGACUUCUCAAAGGUCUUCCAAAAGUGUAUUGGGUAGAAGAAAGCACAGCAUGGAAAGUCAGAGGUGCACUCCCAGUGGCUGAGAGCUUUAGCUUCUGCCUAGUAACUUUGCUGUCUGAUGUGGCUUAUAGGGACCCUUCACUUAGAGAUGAGAUUUUAGAGGCACUUCUGCAGGUUUUGCAUGUCCUUUUGGGAAUGUGCCAGGCCUUGGAGAUUCAGGAAAAAGAAUACCUUUGCAAGUAUUCGAUCCCCUGCCUGAUAGGAAUCUCGAGAGCCUUUGGGCGUUACAGCAAUACUGAAGAGUCUCUCCUCUCCAAGCUCUUUCCCAAAGUCCCUCCUCAUUCCUUGCGGAUCCCAGAAGAGUUGGAAGGCGUCAGAAGGCGGUCCUUCAAUGACUUCCGCUCAAUCCUUCCGAGCAAUCUUCUGACUGUCUGUCAGGAGGGGACCCUGAAGAGGAAAACCAGCAGUGUGUCCAGUAUCUCUCAGGUCAGCCCAGAACGUGUCAUGCCCCCUCCCAGCUCUCCUGGAGGAUCUGCCUUUCACUACUUUGAAGCCUCUUGUCUGCCUGAUGGAACUGCCCUGGAGCCUGAGUACUACUUCUCUACUGUCAGCUCCAGCUUCUCUGUCUCUCCUCUGUUCAAUGGCAUCACCUAUAAGGAGUUUAAUAUUCCACUAGAAAUGCUUCGGGAACUCUUAAACUUGGUGAAGAAGAUCGUUGAAGAGCCUGUUCUCAAAUCCUUGGAUGCUGUUAUAGCCACUGUGAUGGAGGCCAACCCCAGUGCUGAUCUCUACUACACAACCUUCAGUGACCCCCUCUACCUGACCAUGUUCAAGAUGUUGCGUGACACUCUUUAUUACAUGAAAGACCUCCCUACUUCUUUUGUGAAAGAAAUUCAUGAUUUUGUGCUGGAGCAGUUCAACACAAGCCAAGGGGAGCUCCAGAAAAUUCUACAUGAUGCAGAUCGGAUCCACAAUGAGCUGAGUCCCCUCAAACUGCGCUGCCAGGCGAAUGCUGCCUGCGUGGACCUCAUGGUGUGGGCUGUGAAGGAUGAGCAGGGUGCCGAAAAUCUUUGCAUCAAGUUAUCUGAGAAACUGCAGUCUAAGACAUCCAGCAAAGUCAUCAUUGCACAUUUGCCCUUGCUUAUUUGUUGCCUACAGGGUUUGGGACGCCUGUGUGAGAGGUUCCCGAUGGUGGUGCAUUCUGUGAUGCCAUCCUUGCGAGAUUUCCUGGUCAUCCCAUCCCCAGUGCUGGUGAAGCUCUAUAAGUACCACAGUCAGUACCAUACAGUUGCUGGCAAUGAUAUAAAAAUCAGUGUCACCAAUGAACAUUCUGAGUCAACCCUGAAUGUUAUGUCGGGCAAGAAGAGCCAGCCCUCCAUGUAUGAGCAGCUCCGGGAUAUCGCCAUUGACAACAUCUGCAGGUGCCUGAAGGCUGGCCUGACGGUAGAUCCAGUGAUUGUGGAGGCCUUCCUGGCCAGCCUGUCCAACCGGCUCUACAUCUCCCAGGAGAGUGACAAGGAUGCACACUUGAUUCCUGACCACACCAUCCGUGCCUUGGGACACAUUGCAGUGGCUCUGAGGGACACUCCAAAAGUCAUGGAGCCAAUUCUGCAGAUCCUGCAGCAGAAGUUCUGUCAGCCCCCCUCAACCCUUGAUGUGCUCAUCGUCGACCAGCUGGGCUGUCUGGUUAUCACUGGAAAUCAAUACAUUUAUCAGGAAGUGUGGAAUCUCUUCCAGCAGAUAAGUGUGAAGGCCAGCUCGGUUGUGUAUUCAGCCACCAAAGAUUACAAAGACCAUGGCUACAGGCAUUGCUCCCUGGCAGUGAUUAAUGCCCUGGCCAACAUUGCAGCGAACAUCCAGGAGGAACAUCUUGUGGACGAGCUGCUCAUGAACCUGCUGGAGUUGUUUGUGCAGCUGGGGCUGGAGGGGAAGCGAGCCAGCGAGAGGGCGAGUGAAAAGGGGCCUGCCCUGAAGGCUUCUAGCAGUGCAGGAAACUUGGGAGUGCUUAUUCCUGUCAUAGCUGUGCUCACUCGACGGUUGCCGCCCAUCAAGGAAGCUAAGCCUCGGUUACAGAAGCUCUUCCGGGAUUUCUGGCUGUACUCUGUACUGAUGGGAUUCGCUGUGGAGGGCUCAGGACUCUGGCCAGAAGAAUGGUAUGAGGGGGUCUGUGAAAUAGCCACCAAGUCUCCUCUGCUCACCUUUCCCAGCAAAGAGCCUCUGCGAUCAGUCCUCCAGUACAACUCAGCCAUGAAAAAUGAUACAGUCACCUCUGCUGAGCUGAGUGAGCUUCGAAGCACAAUCAUCAACCUGCUGGACCCUCCUCCCGAAGUGUCUGCUCUUAUCAACAAGCUGGACUUUGCCAUGUCAACAUACUUGUUGUCCGUGUACCGGCUGGAAUACAUGAGGGUACUACGUUCAACAGAUCCUGAUCGAUUCCAGGUAAUGUUCUGCUACUUUGAGGAUAAAGCUAUUCAGAAAGACAAAUCUGGGAUGAUGCAGUGUGUGAUUGCUGUUGCAGACAAAGUGUUCGAUGCCUUCCUAAACAUGAUGGCAGAUAAAGCCAAGACAAAGGAGAAUGAAGAGGAGCUAGAGCGACAUGCUCAGUUUCUGUUGGUGAACUUCAACCACAUUCACAAGAGGAUAAGGAGGGUGGCAGACAAGUACCUGUCUGGCCUGGUGGAUAAGUUUCCCCACUUGCUCUGGAGUGGGACUGUACUGAAGACCAUGCUGGACAUCCUGCAGACUCUAUCCCUGUCGCUGAGUGCUGACAUUCAUAAGGACCAGCCUUACUACAACAUCCCUGAUGUGCCCUAUCGGAUCACAGUUCCUGACACAUAUGAAGCCCGAGAGAGCAUUGUGAAGGACUUUGCUGCACGCUGUGGAAUGAUCCUGCAGGAGGCCAUGAAGUGGGCACCUACAGUCACCAAGUCUCACCUACAGGAAUAUCUGAACAAACAUCAGAACUGGGUGUCGGGACUGUCCCAGCACACAGGGCUGGCCAUGGCUACUGAGAGCAUCCUUCAAUUUGCUGGAUACAACAAGCAGAACACAACUCUUGGGGCAAAUCAGCUAACCGAGCGCCCGGCUUGUGUGACAAAAGAUUACUCCAACUUCAUGGCUUCCCUGAAUUUGCGUAACCGCUAUGCAGGCGAGGUGUAUGGAAUGAUUCGGUUCUCAGGUGCCUCAGGCCAGAUGUCUGACCUGAACAAAAUGGUGAUGCAGGAUCUGACUACAGCUUUGGACCACAAUAAUUCUCAGCACUAUACACAGGCCAUGUUCAAGCUGACUGCGAUGCUCAUUAGCAGCAAAGAUUGUGACCCGCAGCUUCUCCAUCAUCUGUGUUGGGGUCCCCUCCGAAUGUUCAAUGAGCAUGGCAUGGAGACUGCCUUGGCCUGCUGGGAGUGGCUGUUGGCUGGCAAGAAUGGAGUGGAAGUGCCGUUUAUGCGAGAGAUGGCAGGGGCCUGGCAUAUGACAGUGGAGCAGAAGUUCGGCCUGUUUUCUGCAGAGAUAAAGGAAGCAGACCCCCUGGCAGCAUCAGAAGCGAGUCAGCCCAGACCCUGCCCCCCAGAAGUCACCCCCCACUACAUCUGGAUCGAUUUCCUGGUGCAGCGGUUUGAGAUUGCCAAGUACUGCAGCUCUGACCAAGUAGAGAUCUUCUCCAGCCUGCUGCAGCGCUCUAUGUCCCUAAAUAUUGGUGGGGCAAAGGGGAGCAUGAACCGGCAUGUAGCAGCCAUAGGACCCCGAUUCAAAUUGCUGACCCUGGGGUUGUCUCUCCUACAUGCUGAUGUCGUUCCAAAUGCAACCAUUCGCAAUGUGCUUCGUGAGAAGAUCUACUCCACCGCCUUUGACUACUUCAGUUGUCCCCCAAAGUUCCCUACUCAAGGAGAAAAGAGGCUGCGUGAAGACAUAAGCAUAAUGAUUAAAUUCUGGACGGCCAUGUUCUCAGAUAAGAAGUACCUGACAGCCAGCCAGCUCGUUCCCCCUGAUAACCAGGAUACCCGGAGCAACCUGGACAUAACUGUGGGCUCUCGGCAACAGGCCACACAAGGCUGGAUCAACACCUAUCCCUUGUCCAGUGGCAUGUCAACCAUUUCCAAAAAGUCAGGGAUGUCUAAGAAAACCAACCGAGGCUCCCAGCUCCACAAGUACUACAUGAAGCGCAGGACACUGCUGCUGUCCCUGCUGGCUACUGAGAUAGAGCGUCUCAUCACUUGGUACAACCCGCUGUCAGCCCCAGAGCUGGAGCUGGACCAGGCUGGAGAGAACAGCGUAGCCAACUGGAGGUCCAAGUACAUCAGCCUAAGUGAGAAACAGUGGAAAGACAAUGUGAACCUUGCCUGGAGCAUCUCUCCUCAUUUGGCCGUCCAGCUGCCAGCCAGGUUCAAGAACACAGAAGCCAUUGGGAGUGAAGUGACCCGUCUUGUUCGGUUGGACCCUGGAGCUGUUAGUGAUGUCCCUGAAGCUAUUAAGUUCCUUGUGACCUGGCACACCAUCGAUGCCGAUGCUCCAGAGCUCAGCCAUGUGCUAUGCUGGGCACCCACAGAUCCACCCACGGGCCUCUCCUACUUCUCCAGCAUGUACCCUCCACACCCUCUCACAGCACAGUACGGGGUGAAAGUCCUGCGGUCCUUCCCCCCGGAUGCCAUCCUGUUCUACAUCCCCCAGAUCGUGCAGGCCCUCAGGUAUGACAAGAUGGGCUAUGUACGCGAGUAUAUUCUGUGGGCAGCGUCUAGAUCCCAGCUUCUGGCGCACCAGUUUAUCUGGAACAUGAAAACUAACAUCUACCUAGAUGAAGAGGGACACCAGAAAGAUCCGGACAUUGGCGACCUCCUGGAACAGUUAGUGGAAGAGAUCACAGGCUCCCUGUCGGGUCCAGCAAAGGAUUUCUACCAGCGAGAAUUUGAUUUCUUUAAUAAGAUCACCAAUGUGUCAGCAAUCAUCAAGCCCUACCCUAAAGGCGAUGAGAGAAAGAAGGCAUGUCUGUCCGCCCUGUCUGAAGUUAAGGUACAGCCAGGCUGCUACCUGCCCAGCAACCCUGAGGCCAUUGUGCUAGACAUUGACUACAAGUCAGGGACACCCAUGCAGAGUGCUGCAAAAGCCCCGUAUCUGGCCAAAUUUAAGGUGAAACGAUGUGGAGUCAGUGAACUUGAAAAAGAAGGUCUGCGGUGCUCUGACUCCGAGGAUGAGGGCCUCAGUCAGGAGGCCGACGGCCAGAAGAUCUGUUGGCAGGCAGCCAUCUUCAAAGUGGGGGACGACUGCCGGCAGGACAUGCUGGCCCUGCAAAUCAUCGACCUCUUCAAGAAUAUCUUCCAGUUGGUCGGCCUGGACCUUUUUGUUUUUCCCUACCGUGUAGUGGCCACCGCCCCUGGGUGUGGGGUGAUUGAGUGCAUCCCUGACUGCACCUCCCGAGACCAGCUUGGCCGCCAGACAGACUUCGGCAUGUAUGACUACUUCACCCGCCAGUAUGGGGAUGAGUCUACCUUGGCCUUCCAGCAGGCACGCUACAACUUUAUCCGAAGCAUGGCCGCCUACAGCCUCCUGCUGUUCCUGCUGCAGAUCAAGGACAGGCACAACGGCAACAUCAUGCUGGACAAGAAGGGCCACAUCAUCCACAUCGACUUUGGCUUCAUGUUUGAAAGCUCACCAGGUGGCAACCUGGGGUGGGAACCUGACAUCAAGCUGACAGAUGAGAUGGUGAUGAUCAUGGGAGGCAAGAUGGAGGCCACACCAUUCAAGUGGUUCAUGGAAAUGUGUGUCCGUGGCUACCUGGCUGUGCGGCCCUACAUGGAUGCAGUAGUCUCUCUGGUCACUCUCAUGUUGGACACAGGCCUGCCCUGCUUCCGUGGCCAGACAAUCAAGCUCUUAAAGCACAGAUUUAGUCCCAACAUGACUGAGCGAGAGGCUGCGAAUUUCAUCAUGAAGGUCAUUCAGAAUUGCUUCCUUAGCAACAGGAGCCGGACCUAUGACAUGAUCCAGUACUAUCAAAACGACAUCCCCUACUGAGGAAGGGCCCUCUGGAGCUCAGCAACUCAAUUGUGGCCCCUUCCAAAAGCCACUCACAAGCAUGGAGUCUGUGAGUACCUCUGCCCUCCAGCUGGCCCUCAAGAAGCUCCCACCCAGUGGCCUGGCCAUUUUACCCAGCGGAGUUGUUUUAUAGAAAAAAGAAUCCUAUGUGGCGAUGCUUUGGUGUCCCCAGAGACUGAGUAGACAAUCAUCUCCCUGCACAGGUGUGAAUCCUUGCACUGGACACAUUCCCUGUCUUAUUGCAUAUGUACAUGAUGUAUUUCUUGUGCUAAAGAACAAAACAGAAUAAUUGUGUGCUCAAGAUUUAACCAGUGUGGACAAAAUAACCCCAAAAGUCCUACGUUGGAACUAGGCUCGAUGGCAGUUUCAAGACCCUAUCUCAGAGGGCUGGGGAUGUGCCUCUGAACCCUGAGUUCAAUCCCUAGUACUGGAAAAAAAUGCUGAGAUCAUAGCAAUAUGGCAAAUUAUACAUCCUGAAGAACUAAAAAUGCUGUCAUGCUAUUUAGACUACUAGAGGUUAAAUCCAUGAGCUGUUAAAAAAAAUAAGCAAGGAUUACUGCUCCAGCCUUCAAAUCCUUAGACUGUGCUGAGGAUGUGGCUUAGUGCAAACGAUGUGGUAGAAUUUGGAGGCUAGAGCUGUAGCUCAGUGGUAGAGUACUUGACUAGUAGGAGUAAAUUAGCAAAAUAUAUACACAAUGGUGUGUUAUGUUCUUGAGCUACACAGCAAGAACCUGUCUCAAAAAAUUUGAUAGAAAUCAAAACUAAUCAAGAUUAGAGGUCAGUUUACAAAAAUCAGUGUUGUGUGUGAAUAUGACUGCAUCAAAAAUGUCACUAAUCUUCGGCAGGGGAUUUAACUCAGUGGUUUCGCCACCUGCUGCGCAAGCACAAGGACCCGAGUUCAAUCCCCGGUACGGAAAAAAAAAAAAAAAAAACCCAAAAUGUCACUAAUCUAACGAAAGAUUCAUAUAGAAAAAAUGAUGUUGACAGAAAGGCAACCACAGUAAUAGAAGUAUGUGCAUUUAUCCUCUCCAAAUUGGCAUAUGAGUUUUUCACUACAAUUGCCAAUCAAAAUUCCUGAAAGUUUUAGUGAAAAUUGACAGAUUAUAAAUUUUACAUGUGGGAACACAAAGGGCAAAACAUUGCUAUUUCUGCCAGGUGUGGUGGCACAUGCCUGUAAUCCCAGCACUUGAGUGGCUGAGGCAGGAGGAUUGCCACAAGUUCAAGGCUACAUAGUGAGUUCAAGGUCAGCCUGUACUACAUAGCAAGACCCCCCCCCUCAAAAAAAAAACCAAAACAAAAAACAAACAUGCUAUUUCAGUAGUGAAGCAAAAUAAAACCUGCUAAUCAAGGCAGUGUGACAUAUUGGUACACGGAAAGACAAAAUAGUGGAAGAGUGCAAGUGCAUCUAACCAGAGUCAGCAAUGGCAGGGAUGAUGGCAAUACUACACAAAAUUUAAAUCAGCUGUGAUUAAGAUGUUAUGGGCAUGCAAGACAUAUGUUUAGUGUAGGCAGAGAUGAAAAUACUAAGAAAGUGCAGAAAUGAGCCAAGCCCGGGGGUAUAAACCUGUAAUGGUAGCACUCUGGAUGAGGCAGGAAGACUGCAAGUUCAAGCCCAGCCUGACCAAUUUAACAAGACCCUACCUUUAAAGAGCAAUAAAGGGCUGGGGAUACAGGUCAGUGCAAAGGCUGAAAGUGCAAGAGGGAGAGAGAGAAUAUAUAAAGGAUGCCUUUGAUGGGCUUAGAACACUGGACAUGGCUGAGGAGAAAAAUCUCUGAGCCUCAGGUUCUCUAAAUAGAAAAUGCCAAGGGGCUGGAGGUAUAGCUCAGUGGUAAAGCUCCUUGUUUAGCACGCGCAAAGCCCUGGGUUCCGUUUCCAACAGCACAACCAAAAAUACAACACCCAGUAACUGCAGAACAACUACAAAUGGUAUAGCACUCAUAAUGGGAGCACCAGAAUGAGAAUAGAAUGAACAGUAGCAACAUGUGAGUGACAGAUUUUCUCCCAAACACUGUCAGACAAACCACAGAUCCCAGAUGCUCCAAAAACACCAGGCGGGGUGAAUGCGAAAAAGUCUGCACCUAGGCAUGCCAUAUUCAAAGUUCGAGAUAUCAAGGACAAAAAAUAAAAUCUGGGUUUCUGUUUU
This is a messenger RNA of Heterocephalus glaber (naked mole-rat), 8570 nucleotides long. The record is from RefSeq and is a predicted model, not a curated record. NCBI's taxonomy places the organism in Eukaryota, Metazoa, Chordata, Mammalia, Rodentia, Bathyergidae.